Orycteropus afer afer is the source of this 1092-nucleotide messenger RNA. It is a transcript of the gene BNIPL, whose product is annotated as BCL2 interacting protein like. NCBI's taxonomy places the organism in Eukaryota, Metazoa, Chordata, Mammalia, Tubulidentata, Orycteropodidae. Gene Ontology annotation, biological process: apoptotic process. Gene Ontology annotation, cellular component: cytoplasm. The record is from RefSeq and is a predicted model, not a curated record.
AUGGGAACUAUACAGGAGGCUGGAGAAAAGGCACUAGAUCUUGGGGUCAGGGAGAAUGCAGAAACAGCAGAAGUAGGAGCAGCCCUGAGACUUGGGGAACUGGAGCUGAAGGAGGAAUGGCAAGAUGAAGAAUUCCCUCGAUUGCUUUCUGAGGAGGCUGGCCCUUCUGAAGAUCCUGAAGAUCCCAACAGUGACUCACAGGCAGGUGCGUACCCCAGCACUUUAGCCCUGUGCGGCCAGCGUCCCAUGCGUAAGCGUCUUUCUGCUCCAGAGUUGCGGCUGAAUCUGACUGAAGGGCCUGGAGAUAAUGGAACUUCUCCCACGCAUUCUGCACCUUCUUCUGCUAGCAGUUCUGACCUGGCAAUAGAUGAAUUAGAGACACCUUCAGACUCGGAGCAGCUGGACAGUGGACAUGAGUUUGAAUGGGAAGACGAGCUGCCUCGGUCAGAGGGUCUAGGGGCCAGUGAGGCAGCUGAAAGGCUGGGUCGGGGUUGCAUGUGGGAUGUGGCUGGAGAAGAUGGUCGUCGCUGGAGGGUGUUCCGAACAGGCCAGUGGGAGCAGCGAGUGGACAUGACUGUCAUCGAACCCUAUAAGAAAGUCCUGUCUCAUGGAGGUUACCAUGGUGAUGGCCUCAAUGCUGUCAUUCUCUUUGCUUCCUGUUAUCUACCCAGAAGCAGCAUUCCCAACUACACCUAUAUCAUGGAACACUUAUUUAGGUAUAUGGUGGGAACUCUGGAGCUACUGGUAGCUGAAAAUUACCUACUUGUUCACUUAACUGGAGGCACUAGUAGGGCCCAAGUUCCACCUCUGAGCUGGAUACGCCAGUGUUACCAUACCCUGGAUCGACGGCUCCGGAAAAAUCUGCGAGCUCUGGUGGUUGUCCACGCUACGUGGUACGUGAAGGCAUUUCUGGCGCUGCUUCGGCCCUUCAUCAGUUCCAAAUUCACACGAAAGAUACGGUUUUUGGACAGCCUGGGAGAACUGGCCCAACUCUUUUCCCUGGAUCAGGUCCACAUCCCCGAAGCUGUCAAACAGCUGGACCAAAGCCUCCAUGGUUCAAGAGGGACCUAGCACAGGUCUGGAUAAAGGACC